CUCAAUAGACAGGUAGAAUACUACAGUAGCAGUAACAAAUAAAAUGUCUACAGCCUACUUAUACAUGCUACACACUACCGUGGUGCUUAGCAUAAGCCAUUGUUGACGGAAGGUUUUUGUCCGAGUGCCAGGUAGAAAAAAAUCUUCAUUAGUAGUCCUUACUCUAGAAAAUAGCCGUUCCGUCUUGCGCUAAUGCAGUUUUAUACUGAGGUGUUUAAUCUCUCCUGCUCCACCAAUUAUCGAUCUCUUAUCUGCCGCGGGUUUUUUAUAUAUGCGGCCAAGAAUUCUUAGCCUUCUUGUCAAAUGUUCCUUACUGGUUGUAAAAUUCAGAAACAUCGGGCGCCUUUCCGAACAGCUGUCGUAAUAUAGUAAUAUAUCCCCAAACCCCCUUAAUAAUGUGUAAAAUAAGAUAACUUCAAAAGUAAAUUUUUUUUCCAUCCUAUUGCUACCGGAUUCUAUACCAUGAAUUCCGACAAUUUCUCGAUAUCGGAAACCUUGACUGUGAUUUUACGAAAUGAGAGCCGGAAGCGAUUGUUUCGGGAUAUCAGCCUCACACAAACUUUAUUUGGACCAAUAUUCUUCAUAAUGUUUGCAGUUGUACUACAUGUGCAACUUCCGACUGCGUUAUACUUCGUCACGUGGAUGACCCUGACAGGUUUGAUUGGGUUCUGUUUUACACAUUUCCUAAUGCCCAAAACAUCCGCACACCCCAGUCUGGUGCCCUGUUUGUACAUAUGCAUGCUGUCCUGUGGACUGGCACUGGGUGUGGCUACCGUGGUGCAGGGAACACUACUGCUAACCUCUCCGCAUUUGCGGAAAAAUACUAAAAUUACCGGAUCACGGAUUGCCGACGGACCGGAAGUGGCCGGCUUGGGACCGGCAAUCGGCAUCGGCGCUUUACUGACAUCUUUGGAACUUGUUGCCGUAAUUAUGGUCAUACGUGAUUUAAUUGGAUGUUCACGAUACGGAUUACCACAGUCUAGACGGAAUUUGACAGACACAAGACCAAUAAUCCGCACAACAGUUGAUUAUCGAAUUGUACGCGAUCCGCGAGGACUGGCCAUCGGACUGCCGACCGAGUUGCACGCGUUAAAUGCUCUGAAGAUGGACAGUCCACCGGGAUACGACCAGAUUCCACCGCCGACCUACGACGAAGCGGUGCAGACGGAGGAGAUGGCAGGCGAACAGACUCCUCGGAAUACCACUUGAAUAAAGCUCAAGCAUGCAGAGCUCAAACGCUUUUUAAUAAGAGAGCUCCGCUCACACUCUGAUUCUUCCGGCUGGUCAAACCUUCGCUGAGCAAUAAGUAAUUGUCAAACACAUUAAUUUGUCGUAUACAGAGUAGUUACAAUAAACAUUAAAAUAUACGAUAAAGAAUGUGUAACUGUGAAGAAAAGUUGAAUGGUUCCGUAAUAUAUUGCUGAUCCCGGGUCUUUGAUCGAAGCGGUUGCACUAGAUGUACAUUUUCUUCGAUAAGAAAAAACCACCACAAUUCGAACAA
Molecule: messenger RNA, 1501 nt
Organism: Paramacrobiotus metropolitanus
Lineage: Eukaryota; Metazoa; Tardigrada; Eutardigrada; Parachela; Macrobiotidae
Exons: 3
Coding region: 463-1209 (248 amino acids)
Source: RefSeq, a predicted model, not a curated record